AUGGUCGACAAGAGGCGACAAAUGAAAGCGUGCAUACCAUGCGCUAAGCUGAAGAUACGAUGCGAAUUCGCACCUCCCAGUCAGAAAUGCAACCGGUGUGUUCGUCUCGGUAGAGAGUGCCAGAAACAGGCACCUGGUGCACACAGCAACCCUAACAAGCGAAAUUGGACGAAUCACGAAUCAGAAAUUCGACGAUUAGAGACGAUGGUCAACUCCAUGUCCCAUUUAGUGGCGUCUCGGACGUCGGAUUCUGUUACUCCGCCAGAUUUUAUGCAGCCUAACUCACCUACCGAUUUGUCAGCAGUGUUUGAGCCAGUGACUAACUGUGGCGAUCCCGAAGGCUUCCGGUGUAUAAAGCUAUUCACAGAAGAAAUUGCGCCGAUGUUCCCAUUUGUUGUUGUUCCACCAGAAAUAAAUGCGGGGCAGCUACGUCGCGAGAAACCACUUCUGUACAAAUGCUUGUUAAUGGUCACAUGUCAGAACGAUGUGAGCCGCCAGACGAACCUUGCUCGAGCGAUUGGGGACGACAUCUUUUACUGCUUAGACCGUAAGGAAAGAAGCCUUUCCAUACUACAAGCGAUCGUGGUAUACGUAGGAUGGACCCAUGUACAUCAGCACCAAGGCGGUGCCGGGUUUCUUAUCCCAGUGCAUCUGGCCCUCGCAAUAGUUACAGAACUGAGGAUUGACGAAGAGGCACAGCACAAGUCCAACAUCAGCGCCGGUGCGUUGCGUGGUAUUUGGAAGAAAGAGCCCUCUCGGGUUAGAACUCUGGAGGAGCGCAGGGCUUACCUGGGGGUUCUUUGGAUGGCUUCCAUGAUAAACAUCUGCUUCCAUAAGAUGGUCACGCCAAGAUUUACGAAAUACACCGACGAUUGCUGUCGCGUCCUAGAAGCAGCACAGGAUCAUCCGAAUGAUGUUUAUCUUGUGGAACUCGUUCGAAUGCUGAAACUGGCCCACAGAGUGGAUAAAGUCGUUUACCAAGACGCGCUCGACGUGACUAGCGAGAUGUCCCUACCGUUAGUGAUGGUGAUUGGCGCCCUCCAAGAUGAAGUGGCGUUACCGACGAAAUUCAAGCCAUCUGAUCCAGUCCAAGCAGUGCUGUCACAGCUCUCGCAGAAGAUGCUGGAAUUGCAUCUUUGCAAGCUAGCUAUUGAGGACGCCUAUUUCCCGCCCCAGUCUCCUCAUACCAGGUUCCGCGCAGACCUCCUUGUGGCUUGCCUCUCCACGAUCGACGCGCUUCUCGAUACGUUCUGCGACAUACCAAGCCUUGCGUUACUUUCUCUGCCAUAUGGGUAUUGGGGUAUAGUCGGUCACGCUAUAAAGAUUCAUUCGCGACUUUCCGACGUCAAAUACGGGCCGUGGAGCCCGACCGUGGACCCGCGCCGUACGUUUGAACGACUGGCGCAGAAGAUGGAGGAAGCGAAUGCCGCGGGACAGAACGCAACGCCGCCACGAAGAAUGCCUGAAUUUUAUGAGCAAAUUGUGGCAAAAUUGAGGAACUUGGGCGAAGUCAAUCCCAACGAUACAGGGCACGAGGCAUUCCAGACCGGCGGCGUUUUGCUGGACCACGACAUGAUGGGCGGCAUUCUAUUCGACCUUCUUGACUGGGUCUAG
This is a messenger RNA of Paraphaeosphaeria sporulosa, 1614 nucleotides long. RefSeq lists its product as uncharacterized. Gene Ontology annotation, cellular component: nucleus. Gene Ontology annotation, molecular function: DNA-binding transcription factor activity, RNA polymerase II-specific; zinc ion binding; transcription cis-regulatory region binding. The transcript is spliced from 4 exons. Gene Ontology annotation, biological process: regulation of DNA-templated transcription. NCBI's taxonomy places the organism in Eukaryota, Fungi, Ascomycota, Dothideomycetes, Pleosporales, Didymosphaeriaceae. The record is from RefSeq and is a predicted model, not a curated record. The coding region runs from base 1 to 1614 and encodes 537 amino acids.